Sorex araneus (European shrew) is the source of this 4234-nucleotide messenger RNA. RefSeq names its product DEAH-box helicase 8 (gene DHX8). Gene Ontology annotation, biological process: mRNA splicing, via spliceosome; spliceosomal complex disassembly. The record is from RefSeq and is a predicted model, not a curated record. The transcript is spliced from 23 exons. Gene Ontology annotation, molecular function: ATP binding; RNA binding; RNA helicase activity. NCBI's taxonomy places the organism in Eukaryota, Metazoa, Chordata, Mammalia, Eulipotyphla, Soricidae. Bases 69 to 3767 code for a protein of 1232 amino acids. Gene Ontology annotation, cellular component: catalytic step 2 spliceosome; intracellular anatomical structure.
UGGAACCCGGCGCGGGGUCGGGCUAGCACCGCGGGUCGGAAGCUCCCGAGUGGGCACGGGCCGUUGCGAUGGCUGUGGCCGUGGCGCUGGCGGGAGCCGCCAUCGGAUCAGAACUGGGCCCCGCGGAAGAACUCGCCAAACUCGAGUACCUGUCUCUGGUGUCGAAGGUCUGCACUGAGCUGGACAAUCACUUGGGGAUCAACGACAAGGACCUGGCUGAAUUUGUUAUCAGUCUUGCUGAGAAAAACACCACCUUUGACAGCUUUAAGUCUUCUCUCGUCAAAAAUGGUGCAGAGUUUACGGAUUCUCUCAUUAGUAAUUUACUGCGUCUCAUCCAGACCAUGCGGCCUCCAGCGAAGCCUUCCGCUAGCAAAGAUCUCGUUGUUAAACCCAAAACUGAGAAAGAGAAGCUGAAGGAACUCUUCCCAGUCUUGUGCCAACCAGACAACCCUUCUGUUCGGACCAUGCUGGACGAAGAUGACGUGAAAGUAGCUGUGGAUGUUCUGAAAGAACUGGAGGCUUUGAUGCCCAGCGCUGCGGGCCAGGAAAAGCCGAGAGAUGCUGAGCACCGGGACAAGAUCAAAAAGAGGAAACGCAGUCGGAGCAGGAGCCGGAGCCGAGAGCGAGAGCGAGAGCGAGACAGGGAGCGGGAGCGGGAGCGGGACCGAGACCGAGACAGAGAGCGCGACCGGGACCGCAGUCGUGACCACAAGCGGAGACACCGCUCCCGCUCCCGGACCCGGGACAGGAAUAAAGGGAAGUCUAGAUACCGCUCCAGAAGCAGAAGUCAGAGUCCCCUCAAGGACCGGAAGGACCGAGACAAAUAUGGGGAGAGGAAUCUGGACAGAUGGCGGGAUAAGCAUGUGGACCGGCCUCCCCCUGAAGAACCGGCCAUCGGGGACAUCUACAACGGCAAAGUCACCAGCAUCAUGCAGUUUGGCUGCUUUGUGCAGCUGGAGGGCCUGAGGAAGCGGUGGGAAGGCCUGGUGCACAUCUCGGAGCUCCGGCGAGAGGGCCGCGUGGCCAACGUGGCUGACGUGGUGAGCAAAGGACAGAGGGUAAAGGUCAAAGUGCUGUCCUUCACCGGGACCAAGACCAGUCUGAGCAUGAAGGAUGUGGAUCAAGAGACCGGAGAAGAUCUCAACCCGAACCGGCGACGGAACCUUGUCGGGGAGACCAACGAGGAGACCUCCAUGCGGAACCCAGACAGACCCACGCACCUGUCUCUUGUCAGCGCUCCUGAGGUGGAGGACGACUCGUUGGAGCGGAAGCGCCUUACCCGCAUCUCUGACCCCGAGAAGUGGGAGAUCAAACAGAUGAUCGCGGCCAAUGUCCUUUCCAAAGAAGAGUUCCCAGACUUCGAUGAAGAGACUGGCAUUCUCCCUAAAGUAGAUGACGAAGAAGAUGAGGACCUCGAGAUCGAGCUGGUUGAGGAAGAGCCGCCGUUCCUGCGGGGACACACCAAGCAAAGCAUGGACAUGAGCCCUAUAAAAAUUGUGAAGAAUCCAGACGGCUCCCUCUCCCAAGCAGCGAUGAUGCAGAGUGCCCUGGCCAAGGAGAGGCGGGAGCUCAAGCAGGCCCAGCGGGAAGCGGAGAUGGAUUCUAUUCCCAUGGGGCUCAACAAGCACUGGGUUGAUCCUCUGCCUGAUGCGGAAGGCCGGCAGAUAGCUGCCAACAUGAGGGGUAUUGGGAUGAUGCCCAACGACAUUCCAGAGUGGAAGAAGCACGCCUUUGGGGGCAACAAGGCUUCGUACGGAAAAAAGACCCAGAUGUCCAUUCUCGAGCAGAGAGAGAGCUUGCCCAUCUACAAGCUGAAGGAGCAGCUGGUCCAGGCUGUGCAUGACAAUCAGAUCCUGAUAGUUAUCGGAGAGACGGGAUCUGGGAAGACGACACAGAUCACCCAGUACCUGGCAGAGGCGGGUUACACUUCCAGGGGCAAGAUUGGGUGCACCCAGCCCAGAAGAGUGGCAGCCAUGUCGGUGGCCAAACGAGUGUCGGAAGAGUUUGGUUGUUGCUUAGGCCAAGAGGUGGGCUACACCAUCCGGUUUGAGGACUGCACCAGCCCUGAGACAGUCAUCAAGUACAUGACAGACGGGAUGCUGCUCCGAGAGUGCCUGAUCGACCCCGACCUCACGCAGUACGCCAUCAUCAUGCUGGACGAGGCGCACGAGCGCACCAUCCACACGGAUGUGCUCUUUGGCCUGUUGAAAAAGACAGUUCAGAAGCGGCAGGACAUGAAGCUGAUUGUCACUUCGGCCACCUUGGAUGCAGUGAAGUUCUCCCAGUACUUCUACGAAGCUCCCAUUUUCACCAUCCCAGGCCGAACGUACCCCGUGGAGAUCCUGUACACCAAGGAGCCCGAGACAGAUUAUCUGGACGCCAGCCUGAUUACUGUCAUGCAGAUCCAUUUAACGGAACCACCAGGUGACAUCCUGGUGUUUCUGACUGGUCAGGAAGAGAUUGAUACCGCUUGUGAGAUCCUGUACGAAAGAAUGAAAUCGCUGGGGCCUGAUGUGCCAGAGCUGAUCAUCCUGCCCGUGUACUCGGCCCUGCCCAGUGAGAUGCAGACCCGCAUCUUCGACCCAGCUCCUCCUGGCAGCAGAAAGGUGGUGAUCGCCACCAACAUUGCAGAGACUUCGCUGACCAUUGAUGGCAUCUACUAUGUGGUGGACCCAGGUUUCGUGAAGCAGAAAGUUUAUAAUUCCAAAACAGGAAUUGACCAGCUGGUUGUGACUCCCAUUUCUCAGGCGCAGGCCAAGCAGCGUGCUGGCAGAGCUGGGAGAACCGGCCCAGGGAAGUGCUACCGGCUGUACACGGAACGCGCCUACCGGGACGAGAUGCUGACCACCAACGUGCCGGAAAUCCAGAGAACUAACUUGGCAAGCACGGUGCUGUCCCUCAAGGCCAUGGGCAUCAAUGACCUGCUGUCCUUUGACUUCAUGGAUGCGCCGCCAAUGGAGACGCUGAUCACCGCCAUGGAGCAGCUGUACACGCUGGGGGCCCUGGAUGACGAGGGCCUGCUCACCCGCCUGGGCCGCAGGAUGGCAGAAUUCCCCCUGGAGCCAAUGCUGUGCAAAAUGCUCAUCAUGUCCGUGCAUCUGGGCUGCAGUGAGGAGAUGCUGACCAUCGUGUCCAUGCUGUCGGUGCAGAAUGUCUUCUACAGACCCAAGGAUAAACAAGCCCUGGCGGAUCAGAAGAAGGCCAAGUUCCACCAGACGGAAGGGGACCACCUCACUCUACUGGCCGUGUACAACUCCUGGAAGAACAACAAGUUCUCCAAUCCCUGGUGCUAUGAGAACUUUAUCCAGGCCCGUUCCCUGCGCCGGGCCCAGGACAUUCGCAAACAGAUGUUAGGCAUAAUGGACAGACACAAGCUGGAUGUGGUCUCCUGUGGCAAGUCCACAGUCCGCGUGCAGAAAGCCAUCUGCAGUGGCUUCUUCCGUAACGCCGCUAAGAAAGACCCCCAGGAGGGUUACCGGACACUGAUCGACCAACAGGUGGUCUACAUCCACCCUUCCAGCGCGCUCUUCAACAGACAGCCCGAGUGGGUGGUGUACCACGAGCUCGUGCUGACGACGAAGGAGUACAUGCGUGAAGUGACCACCAUUGACCCCCGGUGGCUCGUGGAGUUUGCCCCGGCCUUCUUCAAGGUUUCCGACCCGACGAAGCUAAGCAAGCAGAAGAAGCAGCAGCGUCUGGAGCCCCUAUAUAACCGCUACGAGGAGCCCAACGCCUGGAGAAUCUCCCGGGCCUUCCGGCGGCGCUGAAAGGCGAGACUGGUCUGUUUGCCUCGAGUGCACUGGUGGGCCUGGGCUGGGCCUCCUUCUUCCUGGGGAAAAGCUGGUUGUGUGGAGACAGCUGGCCUGUGCCUACGUGUCUGAACUGGGCACUCUCUCACCCGGACUCCCACUUCUUCCCUGGUGGUAAACAGAAGCAGGGAUUUCCUCCCGGUGUGACCGAACCACCAGCUCCCACACCCCAGGUCAUGGAGCCAUUUGGUAUGGGGGUCUCCAUCAGCACAGGUACACAUCCCCGUGGAAGGGACAACUCGGCCCAGCCUGGGGAUGGAAUGCCCAGGGGAGCCGCAGGCACCCAGCCCCGUCUCGAACUGUCUUGGCAGGAGCUGGGACGCCCAUAGAAAGUGUUGGCGCCACUUCCUGCCCCCUCUCCAGCCCCUCUCUGGCCUUUUGCUUAACCUCCUGCUGCAAAUAUUUAUUUUUGUAAGGAAACAGAA